GGUAGCGCAAUUGCUACGUUUGCGUUUGUAAACGCUACUGGAAGUUAACUUCUUUAUGAUUUUUGAUUCGAGGGUCCAAAGUUGGUGUCAUUAAUGCUUCUGAUUCGACGAAAUUUAUUUGCUCUUAAUUCUCUAGAUUUUUUCUUUUAUUUCCCAAGAUUUUUGUUUUUUUUUUCCUUCAUAAUCUCUUUCAAACUCCAAGUCUUUUUGUAAGAACACAAAAAUUCAGCAAAGGGUCUCUUUUCGAUUCCCAAGCUUUCUCCUCUAAAUAACUUAUUGGCGUUGAAAAAAUGAAUCGGAACCGAAGAAGAAACGUUAAUCAGCCUCACGGCGUUGGGAGACAGAUUCCAGGAUGUUUGGGUCGGAUGGUUAAUCUAUUCGAUUUUGGAACAGUUGGUAAUGGAAAGAAAUUGCUCACUGAUAAACCCUACUUUGAUGAUGGGUCUAUCAAGAGGAAUCAAUUUGAUCAAAUAGAGGAUAACGUUGCUUUGAGGAAUGAUUGUACCUUUGGAGUCAAUGGAACACCGAUGAAGAAGCUUCUUGAAGAGGAAAUGUCGAAAGAAAUUGAAUUUAAGCUCGGUUCGACGAAUUUGGUUGCAAAGCUAAUGGGUCUUGAUUCCUUUCCUCAGACACCACAACCUAAUGGAAUUGCUCAGAGGAGUAACAGCUCAAAGUCUCGGCUAAAGAGAUCUUUAAGCCAGGGGGAAUAUAAAGAUGUCUAUGAGAUUUGGCAGAAACCUGGGGAAGAUUUAAGCAAGAAGAAGAUGGACUUGGUCCGUGAAAAGUUCUUGGAGGCCAAACGUUUGGUUACAGACGAUAAACUUCGACAUUCCAAGGAGUUUCAAGAAGCUAUGGAGUAUUUGAGUUCCAACAAGGAGUUGUUCCUCGAGUUUUUGCAGGAGUCGAAUAACUUCUUCUCUCACCAUCUCCAAAGUUUCAAGUCCAAAGCACCACCAACCCCAGAGAAGUCAAAGCGGAUCACUAUAUUGAAGCCUUCAAAGUUCAUUGAUGAUGCAAAGUUAGGAAAUGAAGCAGCCAUUGAUUCUUUGGGAGACUGUAUGAAGAGUGAAAAUGGUCUUCAUUUGUUCAAUUGGCCUGUUGAAGAAGAACAUCCGACAAAGCAAUCAACUCGAAUAGUUGUUCUGAAACCUAGUAGCCAUGUCACAAGGGCUUCAUCAUGUCCAACAUCUCCAAGAGGUUUACCUGUGGAUGAGUCAAAUGAUGUGGCUAGGAGGGUGAAUAGACAGAUGCUUAGAGAAGAAGCUUUACAUUCUUCUCUCUUCUCCAACGACGAUAGUUCUCUUAACCGAUUUGAAGAUGACUAUCCAGAAUCUGAAAUCAUGUCACCUGUUUCUCGGCAUUCAUGGGAUUAUAUCAACAAGUACGAGAGCCCUUUUUCUUCUUCUUCACCCUUUAGCAGAGCCUCGGGUUCUCCAGAGUCGUCAUCAGUCUGCAGAGAGGCCAAGAAACGGCUUUCUGAAAGAUGGGCAUUGAUGGCAACUUCCAGUGAGAAUCUGCAGGAGGCCAAAGUUGUAGAGAAGAAAGGCGCUAAUAGUACUUUAGGUGAAAUGCUUGCACUUUCAGAUCUUAGAAAUGAAGAAGAAGAAGAAGAAGCAAACGAUGGUAAUGAACAACUGGAUCCUAGAGUGUCUGCAUCUUGCUUAGCUGGUAAUGAACAAAGCAGGUUCAAGCCUCUUAAAAGCCUUACGAGGUCAAAAUCUCUCCCUGAAUCAUCGACAAGUGUUGGUCACAAGGCCCUUCAUGGCAAAACCAAAGCUCCUGAGGAGUUGACAAAGUCAAAGAGCUUGAAAUGGUCUCUGAAAGGUAAAGUCUCAAACUUUCUGUUCUCAAGAAACAAGAAAGCCAGUAAGGAUGAGGAAUCCCAAGUAGUAAACUCUGAAAUCCUGGAUUCUCGUUCUAAUGGUGAAUUUGAUGCAUCCUUCUCUGCCAGAAGCAUGAAUUCUCAGGAGGGAGGCUUAUCAAUUGCAAAGUCGACAACUUUUGGAAACUCUAGCGAGUGGCGUGAUGAGCCGAGUCCAAUAUCGGUCUUGGAAACUUCUUUUGAUGAGGAUGAUGGAAUCUUUUUUAAUUCCUCUGUUUUGAAUAGAUCAUCUGCUUCUCUUGAACCGGAGAUGAUGUCCAUGAGAUCCAACUUACUAGGCAAAUCGCCUCCGAUAGGCUCCAUUGGUCGGAACUUUUCAUUCGAAGACUCAACAGUAGCUCGGUGCUACUCAUCAAAACGCUCUCCUACUUUCACAAGAGACGAGGAAGAAGACUUGCGUCUCCUCAUCAACACACUCUUAUCAGCAGCUGAUCUUGAUGAAGAGUCAGAGUCAUCGUCAUCGUCAAUCUUGGACAGUCUUUUGUCUAAAUGGUAUUCCGUAGAAAGCCCAUUAGACCCAUCUCUGAGAGACAGCUACGCAAACUCACAUCAAAGACUAGGAUCAAACGUGAAGAAGCUUGUGUUUGACCUCGUGAACUCACUGCUCUUGGAGCUAACACCUAGCUAUCUCGGACCACGUAGUAGUCCCAUGGCUCUCUCUGGUAAGACAUUGCGGGUUUAUAUAGUAAACCGGAUGCAAGAAUGUUUAACCGGUAAAGGAAGAGUGGAGGAUCGGUGGUGGGAUGAAGAUGGAGACUUGAGCAGUUUAGCAGUGAAUAAAGUGGUGAGGAUUGAAGUUGCAGGGAUUGGUUCACCGGAGAGUUUGGGAUUUGAAAAGGAUUCCAUGGGAGAGGAAUUAGAGUUAAAGUUGCUGGAGGAAUUAGUGGAAGAGGUUUUGAUGGAUUUGUCUGAAGAACCUAAAUUACUCAUUCCAAGUAUUUGUUAAUCAUAUGAAAUGUAAAUUAUAUGGUCUUAUCGUGUGUAUAAAUAUAUGGUGAAUCUCACAUUGUAUUUUUCUUUGUCUGGUUUCUGUUUUGGGUGAAUGAGAAUGGGAAGUAGUGUUAUAUUA
Molecule: messenger RNA, 2951 nt
Organism: Eutrema salsugineum
Lineage: Eukaryota; Viridiplantae; Streptophyta; Magnoliopsida; Brassicales; Brassicaceae
Exons: 6
Coding region: 291-2828 (845 amino acids)
Source: RefSeq, a predicted model, not a curated record